Messenger RNA from Propithecus coquereli (Coquerel's sifaka), 2506 nucleotides. It is a transcript of the gene CCDC142, whose product is annotated as coiled-coil domain containing 142. Lineage: Eukaryota; Metazoa; Chordata; Mammalia; Primates; Indriidae. The record is from RefSeq and is a predicted model, not a curated record. The transcript is spliced from 9 exons. The coding region runs from base 75 to 2369 and encodes 764 amino acids.
AGUUCCGGCUACGGCGGGCGUUGGGGCGAGCCGGGAAGUGGGAAUCGUUAGGUUCGUUCUGGACUUGCCGCCCCAUGGCCCAGGAGUCUCGCUCUGGUGGCCUUCUGCCUCCGCUCGCUACCGUUUCCCCGCUGUGGGCGCAACCCGGGGGUGCUCGGGAGGAGCAGUGGGAGGGAAGGCGGGCGGGCGCUCUUCGCAGGGAGGUUGGUGGCUGGCCAAGGCUACCGGUUGCCAGGAGCAUCCCCUGUCCGCACCCGCGGACCGGCGGAGCUCCGGGAGGGCAGGCGUGGUUGCUGGAGGACGUAGGCGAGGACCACGAGGCUGAUGCUGCUGAAUGGAGGGGAGAGCCCGCAGCGGGCAGCCCGAUCCCUCCCGUGCUAAGGCGUCUCCGGGCUGUGUUGCUGCGGCUGCACCACGAGCGAGAGCAGCUCCUCCAAGCCCGGGACUGCGCCCGCCUCCUGCAGACGGCCGUGCGCCUCCUAAGGACCCCGAGUCCCGGUUCACCGUCCUGCGGCCCUAGCUCUUUGCUCCAGCUGUGCUGCGACCUGCAGCUGCAGCCUCCCGGAGGGGCAGUCCUGCGAAUCGGCUUUCAGGAGACUCUGGAGCCGCUACUCCUGACGCGCCCCAUCGGACUAGCUGCCCAGCGCCUGGAUGCUGCUAUCGAGAUGCAGCUUCGCGUUCUGGGACGGGCGCCCGCCAGCCCACGCCUGUCGUCCCAACUCGCCGAGCUGCUGCUGGCACUUCCCGCCUACCACAGGCUGCAGAGAAAAGCCAUGAGCCAUGUCCCAGGGGCUGCGCGUCCUUUCCCCGCUGCCCGUGUGCUCCGCCUCUUGACAGGGGAGCGGGGUUGCCAGGCGGCAAGUCGGCUGGAUGAGGCGUUCAGGAGAUCGGGAUUGCGUGACCAGCUCCGCAGGUGGUGCCAUGAGGAGCGGGAGCUGCUACCAGGGCUGCUGGGCCUGGUGGGGGAAGUGGUGGGUUCAACCACCAGUAGCCUGGGGCUUGGAGGGGCUGGAGCCCUGUGGAGCCAAUAUUGGACCCUGCUGUGGGGAGCUUGCGCUCAGAGUCUGGACCUAAAUCUGGGACCCUGGAGGGACCUCAGGGCAGCAGCGCAACAGCUGAGUCAGGCACUGGGUCAGGCAUCCCUGCCUCAGGAGUGUGAGAAGGAGCUGACUUAUUUGUGUCACAGUCUACUUCAUCAGUCUCUUAUCUGGAGCUGGGACCAAGGUUUCUGCCAGGCCUUGGGAUCAGCUCGUGGGGAUCAGAGCAGCCUUCUCUCAUCCUCGUGUACUGCUGAACUUUUGCAACAGCUCUUUCCUCCUCUCUUGGAUGCCCUUCGAGAACCCAGGUCACGACUCAUUGUCUGUCAGUCUCCAGGUCCUGCACCCAUCGCCCUGGGGCUCUGUACUCUGCAGACUACCUUGCUCUGGUUGUCGGGCAGAGCUCAGCAGUACCUGGCAACAUGGGCCCCAGGUUCCUUCCUGCUCCUAAUCCAAAAGGACUUACCUCUUCUAUUGCAUGAGGCAGAAACUCUGUCUAGCCUGGCCUCAGAGGAAAGUUCAGCUCUGGAGGUGGAGCAGCAGCUGGGCCUGGAGAUCCAGAAGCUGACUGCACAGAUCCAGCUCCUGCCUGAAAAGUCACUAAGUCUCUUUUCUCAAGAAUGCCACAAACAAGCCAUACAUGGUUUCAAGAUCCACAUGCCCCGGGGUCGGUACUGGCGGCUUCGUCUCUGUCCCGAACUUCCCCGUGCUCCUAGUGAGUAUGCUGGAUUAGUGGUCCGCACCAUACUGGAGCCCGUGUUGCAGGGAUUGCAGGAAUUGCCACCUGAAUCCCAGGCCCCUGCCCUCAGUCACGCUCUGACGGCCAUCCUGGGUGCCUGGCUUGACCACAUCCUCACCCACAGGAUCCGGUUCAGCCUGCAGGGGGCACUACAGCUCAGACGAGACUUUGGAGUGGUCAGGGAGUUCCUGGAAGAAGAGCAGUGGGGCCUGUCCCCAGAUCUUCGCCAGACUCUGCUCAUGCUCAGCAUCUUCCAGCAGCUGGAUGGGGCCCUGCUGUGCCUGUUGCAGCAGCCCCUGCCCAAGUCUCAAGUCCACAGGAGGUCCCCCUGUUGCUGUGCUUGUAAUGAGGUCCAGACCAUGGAAUUUCCCAGCAGCAGCCUCAACAGCCUGGAGAACUUGGAGACGCCCCUCCAGCCUGGAACAUCCCCAGCACAGACAGCUCAGCUGCUAAGCACAUUGAGGAGAGGGGGACCUAACCCUGAGGUUUACCUGGUGGGAAAUCAGCAGGCAUGGCUUGCCCUGAGGCAGCAUCAGCGCCCCAGCUGGCACCUGCCUUUUCUUUCCUGCUUGGGGACCAGUCCUGAAUCCUAAGGAGCCUGGGACCAGGAGCCAGAAAGUCAGAACUCCCCCUCUAGCUGGGAAAGCCAGACAUUUAGAACUGCAUAUUAAAGAAUCCUAGAAUUAGGAGCUUGAAAGAAAGCAAACCUGAGAGCCACAAGUGACACAAA